Paramormyrops kingsleyae is the source of this 5196-nucleotide messenger RNA. RefSeq names its product gap junction protein, alpha 2 (gene gja2). The record is from RefSeq and is a predicted model, not a curated record. Gene Ontology annotation, molecular function: gap junction channel activity. Gene Ontology annotation, cellular component: connexin complex. NCBI's taxonomy places the organism in Eukaryota, Metazoa, Chordata, Actinopteri, Osteoglossiformes, Mormyridae. Gene Ontology annotation, biological process: cell-cell signaling.
UAUAUCAUGCAAACUCCACAUUACACAGAUAUAUCAUGCAAACUCCACAUUACCCAGAUAGAACAUGCAAACUCCAUAUUACACAGUGGGGGUUGGAUCCCCCCCCCCCCCAAAUUGCAUAACCCUUUAACAGGGCUAACAGCAAGAUGAAUUCUGAUCGAUAUUUUAAUCGAAAUGCAAAGGACAUGGUAUUUUAAACGUAGCCCAUGUUUUUUUUUCUCAAUCAAAACAUUUUGUCACGGACAUAGACGAGUCUUGCCAUGGACGCGUUCACGUUUGUACGGACAGGUUGGCGAUCGCUGCGCAGAGCCGCUGCCUCCUCACGGGCCACAUGAUUUCAUUAUUUCCUGAUACUUUCAACAGCCACAAGAUGGCGGCUUAAACUCACUUUUAUAAAACAUGUCUGUCACAAGUUUAAAAAUGAUUUUAAUAACAUUAAUAUUAAGAACAGAAAACAUUUCACACUGUUCAUACAGAAUAGAAUUAUCAUACCUGAUUCAUACGCAAGAGUAAAUGGCCUGGUGCCCGUAUACCAUAAUGUCCAUAUGAGGCCGACUCGUGUAUACAGAGGUGAGGGUUGCUUUAGGGGUCAGGGUGAGGGGCCAACCAGCAUCCCGGGAGUAGGUGGGGGUUAAGGGGCUUCGCUCAAGGGCCCGACAGUGAUAUAAUUAGUAGGCUGCUAAUGAAAUUAAACCCAUGACCUUGCAGACACUGGUACAGACCCCUAACCCACAUGAACGGCCAUGUCAUCAGGGCAUUAGCGGACAUUACAGCCAAGAGUUCCGCAUUUGGAACACAUGUAUGUUACCAUAACAGAUCUAUACAGUAUGUGUUGUUCUACAAUAUCAGAAAAUUGUUUUGAAUUCUGUAUGCAAUUAAGGGGAAAAUCACAUUAAUAAAGAAUUUAUCCAAGUAAGUAAUAGUAAUGAAUUUUAAAUUUAAAUUUAAUGUAUAUAUAUAAUUUAUAUAAAAUAUUAGUUUGAUGAAGUAUCAAUUAUCCAUUCCAGCCAUCUAAAUACUCAAGCCACCCCAACUCAAGGUGAAUUUUCCAUCAUCAUUAAUAGAUUUAUUUUAUAUAAGAAAAAUGCCGUGUAACUUUUUUGUGUGCAUUAAGAAUGUUUUUGAGAGAGUGGAACUGAAUUUCAGAUCACGGCACUGUCAAAAUGCAGCAUGUUAGAAAUAAAAUCUAAAACAAAUAUAUGGACAUGUCUUAUAAUCAGAGCUGUACGUUAAAAGGUACAGUACUACACAUACACAUAUACAUACAGGAAGUCAGCUUAUCAUGAUACAUAUAAUACAUGACAUAGUCUCCAACACCAAAGCCAGAUGCAUUCUGAAAGUCAUUACAGAAAUACCUCAGUGCCGCCAGGUCACCAGUGACAGGGUCCUGAAAGGUGUCAAGGGCUGCAUCCCCAAAAUACAGGAGCCCACGACAGCUGCUGUGCGCUGAGGCUCAGGCUGGGACAUCAGGGCCUGCAAGCUUUUUAGGGCGGAAAGACACAUAGCCCUGCCGUGACCAUUUAUAGAGACCAUACAGAGAGGGACCGUGGAUGGGCUGAAUGACUAAACUGGCCUGAUAUCAAAUAAAAUAUUCUGAAACCAUAAUGAGUACAUUUGUUUAAAGUAUGUAUAAGCAGUAACCACACUGUUAGAAGGUGUCCAAGCAAAGUAUUUCCCCCUAAAGGCAGUUGUGGACAAUUUAAGAUAUAAAAUUUUUCUGUAUGUUGUUUGAAGCCCGUAUUGUAAUCAUCGUUUCUCAGUGCUUCUUUACUUACUAACCUUUGUGUUCCUGACGUGUAAAAAUAUAGUUGAUGGGAAAGAUCAAAAAUAAGCAUGCAAAAAAUUGAACUGAUUUGUAAUAUGUUAAAAAGUAUUUUCUAGAAAUGUUUGUCAAGUAUAUUUUUUUAUUAAUGCAUAAUACCUUUGAAAUUCCAUAUGAUGUAAUUCCUCAUAUAUGGAACACACGUAAAAAUAUAUAUAUAUAUAUAUUUAGCAUACUAAACUACACAUUCUAGUUUUAAAAAGCUUUUCCAUGGCUGGAACAAUGUGCUAUAUUUACAAUCUAAACAGAGUCAGGUUGCUGUGGAGUAUGUGCCGUGGUGUGACGAGGUCAGCGAGUCUCAGCUGUGUGUUGUGAGAGAUGCAGCCUUGACCUGAAUCUCAUCGGAAAACAAACAAACAAAUAAAUAAACUUUUCAAUAGCAUUACAACUCCCAGUCAGCCAAAUUCCAAGUUAUCCCCUUUGUGAUAGCAAAAUGCCCCCCCCCCUUUAAGUGAAUUAUAUUUAGAACUGGUGCCUGACUGGAAGCACCCCAUUGGAUGAACUGGCUGCCAUUCACAAUGUGUGGAGGAAUAAGAAGCCAGUGGUAGGUGAGCUGCUUCUCUUUGGGAGCCUCUCUAGCCAUAUUUAACCCAGGAGGAGAAUGAAGCAAAAUUAAAUAGUCUUGCUGGUAGUAUUUGUUUCUCAGGUUGGACACAUCCAUAUGGGAAGAGUUUUACAAAGUCAGAAUAGCACAAGUAAAAAGUGAAAUUCCUGAAGUGCUGGCGGGGAAGCGUCAUUCCCAUUCCAGGACUGGGCCUCAGCUUGUGAAGCACAACUACUGUGUCGCAUGUAUCAGUGACCUAUGUGGGAAGACUGCAGCUUGGGACAGUGUUUCUGCUGGAGAUGUAUGCACUGAUCAGGACUAAGAUUGCACAACAGCCAAAAUGGGAGACUGGAGUCUACUUGGGAAGUUGCUGGAAAGUGCACAGGAGCACUCAACUGUGGUGGGCAAGGUCUGGCUGACUGUGCUGUUCAUCUUCCGCAUCCUGGUGCUGGGCACCGCAGCUGAGAAGGUGUGGGGUGAUGAGCAGUCGGGCUUCACCUGUGACACCAAACAACCUGGCUGCCAGAAUGUGUGCUAUGACAAGACCUUCCCCAUCUCACACAUCCGCUUCUGGGUGCUGCAGAUCAUCUUCGUCUCCACGCCCACACUCAUCUACCUAGGUCACAUCCUGCACCUGGUGCGCAUGGAGGAGAAGCAAAAGCAACGAGAGAAAGACCUCACUCAGCUAGCCCCACAAGGUGACAAGCAGCCCUUGAUAGAGGAUGGGAAGGCCAAGAAGCCACCUAUCCGAGACGACAAGGGCCGUAUCCGCUUGCAGGGUGUCCUACUCCGCACUUACAUCUUCAACAUCAUCUUCAAGACCCUCUUUGAGGUGGGCUUUAUCGUAGCUCAGUAUUUCCUGUAUGGAUUUGAGCUGAAGCCCCUCUAUACUUGCAACCGUCUGCCUUGCCCCAAUGUGGUGAACUGCUACAUUUCGCGGCCCACAGAGAAGACCAUCUUCAUCCUUUUCAUGCUAGCAGUGGCGUGCAUUUCCUUGCUCCUCAAUCUGGUGGAGAUGUACCAUUUGGGCUUCACCAAGUGCAGCCAGGGUCUAAAUUAUCAGCGAGCCGAGCUGGCUUCUGAAACAGACUCAAAGACACCAAGUGAAGCUGUCAUACCUUACGGGCCAAGCUACAAUUACUUCCCCAAUCAUCAUCCUGCUCCAGUACCUUAUCAAUCUGGCUCAAGGUACAGCCUCAAUCCCCUCACCGAGCCAGACUCAGCUUACCACCCAUACAACAGCAAGGUGGCUUACAAGCAGAACCGAGAUAAUCUGGUCAUGGAGAGGAACAGUAAACCAGAGGAGAAUGACCUGAAAGUGAAGAAGCCCUCAAGCUCUGCCCCUGACUCGCCAGCCCAGAACCAGCGUCAGCCUAGUCGCACCAGUAAACAUAGCAUCAAGACCAGGCAAGACGAUCUGAAGAUCUGAUGGUCUGCAUUUGGUGUAGAGCUUUGAGUGCUGCAGAUGUUUGAUUAUUUGCUGUCUGCAGAGAAUUUGUGGUCUAGUCUUCAGACUGAACAUGGCCUACCAUUGGAUUAGUAGUGCUACAACACGUGUCCUCCAUUUCUAACAGCGUGGGUGGAAUAGUGUGGUGGUCAAAGAGCCAUGUGGUCUAUCAUUUAAUCUGUACCCAAGUGGUUUCGGUAAUGGCUGGUUCCAUCUGAUGCUGUCUAAAUGUGUGGGCCAGCUUGGUUGUGCGGGUAUUUAUUUUGGAACAUACGAAAGCUUUUAGUUUUAGUCAACAAAAAACUAAAGCCCCCCCCCCUCCAUGUCUGGACUGAUUAGAAUACUAAUACUAAACGUUUUUAUUCAUUAUAUGUGAAAAAGCUAAGACACCAUUUCCAGAGCAUGAAAAAAAGAAGGAAACACAAAACUAAAAAUAGACAUACACACAUUAAUUUGGUGGUAAUUUGGUGCAGUUCCCAGGGAAUUUAAUGAAAACUUAGAAAACUCACUAAACGUCCCCCACUGUGAGUGUGUAUCCAUGUGUUACUUGGGUAUACACAUACAGACAGAUUUUAUACGAGUUACCUUUACCAAGAUCAUACUACAACUUCAGGAGCAUUUGCCAAAACAGAAAUACACCCUCAGAUAUUCACAUUUCACACUUGAUUUUCACACUCAUAGUGGAACAAAUCUAUGGGGAUUUCAUGUUUAAAAAAAAAAAAAAAAAAAAGAUUUCUUUAGUACAAAUACCUUUCUCUCAGCACUUUGCACGUGGACAUAAAUAUGUACGUACCCUGAGAUAUUGGCAAAGGAAUGUGUACUGGUGUAUGAUUAUUAAAAAUAAAAGUGAUUAGGUGUUUGGUAGGAGAUUUCUGCUCCCUAGGGAAAGAGGUGCCAGUGAAUGACCGAGUGGCGAGUGACUGAUGUCGGCCUGCCUCUCUCGGUCAGCCUCUCUCGGCCCGCCUCUCUCUCAGUCCGCCUCUCUCUCAGCCCGCCUCUCUCAGUCACCCCUCAGAGCAGAAAGCAGGAGGGAUGUGAGCCAGAGUUUAUGAACAAUGAUGAAGCAAAACUACUCCCCCCACACAAAAAAGGAAAGGAAGAGGAAAAAUAUAUUUCAGAAAGCUAAACGAAGACCAUAAACAGUAAAAUAAAGUUAAAUACAUACAUAUUGCACGGCUGCUGAUAUUGCACAUGACCAAAUACACAUCAGAGUAGAUACAGGGAAAUUAAACAUCUCUCAAGUCUAUUACUCCUCAUCCAAAGAAAAUUCUGAACUUUCUCCAACUGAUCUUAAAUGAGUAAAUGGUUCUCGGGACUAGAAAUACUUUUAACCUGAUUAACCUUGUUCACAUCAUUAAGUAUAUUAAAAAUCUUUGAAACCGG